UGUGGUAAGAUCAGGCUGUUAUUAAUUUUGUAUUCGAAAAUCGAAUUAUUAAAAUAAUUCAAGAGGCAAAUAAACUUAUUAUAUUCCGUAGUCCGCAGAGAAUGACAGCUGAAAACGAAAGAGAAAUAUACCACAAAUUAGAAGCAAUGAAAGAAAUCAGAAACAAGACGAUCACGCUGGAACGGCUAAAACGAAGUAUUUUAAAUGAAGUCCGUAGUGGAGACCAAGAAGGAAGAUGCCUGGCUCAGUACAAGCGUGAGAUGGAGAUGCUACAACAGGAGAAGAUGAGUCACGUUGAGGAGCUACGUCAGAUACAUGCCGAUAUAAACGCCAUGGAGACAGUAAUAAAGCAGACCGAGGAGAGCAUGUCUCGUAAGCUCAGUACGGCGUCAAGGUUGCACGAGGAUUACCGUCCAUUGAAGGCUGAGGUCGACCUACUGCGGCGUCAGUGUCUGGGCCUCGACCGCCUCCCUGACUUACACGAGGAAGAAGGCAGUCCUAUAACUCCUGAUCGUUUCCCUGCGGGUCCCGUUCGUGCGCCUCCGUUUGUCGCGCCAGCACCGCGCAAGCCGCCGCCUCCGCCGCCCGCCUUUAGGUCUGCUCUCCAACAAGAUUUCCUUACAGUCUCUCUCAGGCAACAACCGCCUCCGAUGAAGUCGUGUCUGUCAUGCCAUCAGCAAAUUCACCGUAAUGCCCCUAUUUGUCCACUCUGCAAAGCCAAAAGUCGCUCGCGCAAUCCCAAGAAGCCGAAGAAGAAAUAGUCUCUUUAUACCAGCCCUCUGCCAAAUAUUUAGUAAUCACGAUCACCAUGACUGCCCUUUGCUAAUGUUUGUUAUUACUCAUCUAUGGUAAUAUAAUUUCACUGAGAGUAAUGUAAUAAUGUAAAGAAAAGUAAAUCAUUUCUCUAUACUUACCCCAACUGUAGAUAUUUCACGCAGAUAUUUAAGUGUGCACAAAGUAUUGUUGUUUUAUUAUUUGAUUAAGAUUGCAUUUUAAGAUAUUAAUCGUGUUUGUGUAUAUUAUAAAAUAAUUUUGAAAAUUAGUCAAUAAGUGGUACUUAUUAUUACUUAGGAUUUGUUAGUAAGUAAACCUGUCAAUCUAUUUGAUUAACCGUUUAAAUACAAAUUCUUGACGCCUAGAGUAUUUUUUCUGUCACUUUAAAGUAUUUGCGAGAUAGUACGAAGAUUUCAUUAAAUUUAUCUUAGCGUCAUAUAUUUAUACUUUUUAUUUUAGGGUUUGUUUUUAAUUUAUAGUGAGUGAAGUGUCAUUAAAUUCUAGUCUGUAUGUUAAAAAUAUGAUGAAAGUGGAAUGCCGAAAUGUCAAAGGGUCUCCAAUGUAAAUACCUAAAUGUGAAUAAUUUAUAAUAAAUUAAAUCUCGAUAUAUGAGUG
Molecule: messenger RNA, 1389 nt
Organism: Pieris brassicae (large cabbage white)
Lineage: Eukaryota; Metazoa; Arthropoda; Insecta; Lepidoptera; Pieridae
Product: zinc finger C4H2 domain-containing protein
Exons: 5
Coding region: 102-761 (219 amino acids)
Biological process (GO): positive regulation of neuron differentiation
Cellular component (GO): nucleus
Source: RefSeq, a predicted model, not a curated record